AUGAACCGUAUAUUCGGGAAAUCAAAAGAAAAGGCGCCUGCUCCGGAUAUGUCCGCCGUCAUAAAAGGAGUAGAUGAUCGGGCUGAAUCGGUAGAACAGAAAAUUAAUAGACUUGACAAGGAGUUAAAAAAACUGAAAGAUCAAAUGGCCAAGAUGAGAGAAGGCCCAGCUAAGAAUUCAUUGAAACAAAAAGCGUUAAGAGUCUUGAAGCAAAGGAAACAAUAUGAAAGUCAGGCUGAAAACUUAAGAAAUCAGUCAUUCAAUAUGGAACAAGCUUCUUAUGCAGUUCAGUCAUUGAAAGACACCCAAUCAACAGUAGUUGCUAUGAAAACCGGUAUGAAACAAAUGAAAAAAGAAUUUAAGAACAUUAAUAUAGACGAUAUUGAGGAUCUUCAGGAUGAAAUGGCUGAUAUGUUGGAUCAAUCAAAUGAAGUACAAGAAGCAUUAGGAAGAACAUAUGGAGUACCAGAUAUUGAUGAAGAUGAACUAAAUGCAGAGCUUGAAGCAAUUGGUGAUGAAUUAGCUUUAGAUGAUGAUACAUCUUACCUAGACCAAGUGAAUGUUCCAGACAAAGAACCUGGACAAAAAGAAAAGGAGCCUAGUAAACCUGGUGAAAUUUCUGUUGAUGAAUUUGGUUUACCAAAAAUACCAGCCCAAAUCUAA
Macrosiphum euphorbiae (potato aphid) is the source of this 663-nucleotide messenger RNA. Lineage: Eukaryota; Metazoa; Arthropoda; Insecta; Hemiptera; Aphididae. The record is from the annotation of a GenBank genome assembly.